Neoarius graeffei (lesser salmon catfish) is the source of this 6119-nucleotide messenger RNA. RefSeq names its product solute carrier family 13 member 3 (gene slc13a3). Lineage: Eukaryota; Metazoa; Chordata; Actinopteri; Siluriformes; Ariidae. Gene Ontology annotation, cellular component: membrane. The transcript has 13 exons. The record is from RefSeq and is a predicted model, not a curated record. Gene Ontology annotation, biological process: monoatomic anion transmembrane transport; citrate transport. Bases 140 to 2080 code for a protein of 646 amino acids. Gene Ontology annotation, molecular function: sodium:dicarboxylate symporter activity; succinate transmembrane transporter activity; citrate transmembrane transporter activity.
UCACUGAUAUACAUGAACGGUUACUUUCUGGCGAUAAUCGUUAUGUCAAAUACAGACUGACACCCUCCCCACACACACACACACUUCGAACCUGUAACCUUUGCAUGCCCGCAUUCCGACGCAUGUUCCAUAAUGUAUUAUGCGCGAGGAGUUAAUGAAUAAUUCAAGAGUUAAUCUUCUCCCACGGUGCUCAAAAAUCAUAGAAGAAAGCGUGAUAAAAAGUGGAGAAGGAGCAUCAGUGGUGAGAAGGAGCAUCAGUGGUGUGAAUCCUCAUACAACCAAACUAAACAACCUGCUUUCUGGCGCUAUGGACCUGCUGAAGUUUGCCAAGAAACUCUGGUGCGUCCGGAAACAGCUGGUUCUCCUGAUCACACCUGGGUUGCUGCUUCCACUGCUGUUCUUUCUGCCACAAAAGGAGGGCAAAUGUCUAUAUGUGGUGCUCCUGAUGGCAACAUACUGGUGUACAGAAGCUCUUCCUCUAGCUGUUACUGCCUUGCUGCCAAUCUGCCUCUUCCCCACCAUGGGUAUUCUACCCUCCAAGAAGGUCUGUCCUCAAUACUUCCUAGAGACUAACUUCCUUUUCCUGAGUGGCCUAGUAAUGGCAGCUGCAAUUGAGGAGUGGGGCUUACAUAGACGUAUCGCCCUCAGAGUGCUCAAGAUUGUUGGCGUGAAACCAGCCUGGUUGAUUUUGGGGAUGAUGUGCACAUCCUCUUUCCUGUCCAUGUGGUUAAGUAACUCUGCUACGACGGCCAUGAUGCUGCCCAUUGCUAAUGCCAUUCUGGAAAGCUUGUUCGGAAAUCUGGAAACACUGAAGGAGAGGUGCAAGAUCACAGAUGACCCUGAGGACCAGUCUCAGGUGAAGCUGAAUGUACUAUUCUGUGAACAGACUCUGACUGCAGAUGAAAGGGCUGAUGGAAUAGAGAAGAUAGAGGAGAAGAAUGAGGAGGCCAGAAAAGAGGCACAGUACCAGCUGAAAGUAUGGAAAGGAUUUCUCAUCUGUAUCCCCUAUGCAGCCAGCAUCGGAGGAACAGCCACCCUCACUGGAACUGCACCCAAUCUCAUUUUCAUCGGACAGCUGAAGAGUUAUUUCCCAGAGUGUGACUUGAUCAACUUUGGCUCAUGGUUCAUCUUCGCUUUCCCACUAAUGAUCAUCUUCCUUCUCAUGUCCUGGGUCUGGAUUGCCUUCCUAUAUGGAGGAAUCAGCACAAGAUUGUGUAUAAAAAAACACAAUUACCAUGCAGCUGCUGAAGCCAAGGCCAAUGCGGUCAUUGAUGAAGACUACAGAAAGCUAGGCCCCAUGAGUUUUGCAGAGAAAGCCAUCUCCUCCUUCUUCAUUUUAUUCGCUAUCCUCCUGUUCACCAGAGACCCGAAAUUUGUCAAAGGCUGGUCCAUAUUGUUCAGAAAAGACUACGUGUCAGAUGCUGUUACCGGAGUCAUCAUCGUCUCUAUCCUUUUCUUUUUUCCUUCCAAGUGUCCAUCGCUACGUUGGUGGCUGAACAGUACAGCCUCGAACACUCCGUAUGUGCCUCUGUUGUCUUGGAAAAGAGUUCAAGAAUGUGUACCAUGGAACAUUAUCCUUCUGCUGGGUGGAGGCUUUGCGAUGGCUAAAGGCUGUGAGGAGUCUGGUCUGGCUGUAUGGAUUGGAGGACGUUUGCAGCCAUUAGCUACCAUUCCUCCUCCGUUAGCUGUGAUUCUCAUCACAGCCUUCAUUGCUUGCUUCACAGAGUUUGCCAGUAACACCGCCACCAUCAUCAUCUUUCUUCCGGUCAUUAGUGAAAUGGCCAACCAUGUGAACGUGAACCCUCUGUACUUCAUGAUACCAGCAACUGUAGGUUGCUCUUAUGCCUUCAUGCUUCCUGUUUCUACUCCACCCAAUUCCAUCGCAUUUGCCUCUGGACACCUCAUGGUCAAAGACAUGGUGAAAACGGGAUUUAUGAUGAACAUUCUGGGGACUUUGUGUGUAUCUCUGGCUGUGAACACGUGGGGACAGCGCAUGUUCAACCUAGACACCUACCCGAACUGGGCCAAACCUCUAAACUCUACAGAACUGAGAGUACCAGCAGUUAACGUUACUGUAUAGACACACACACACACCUCUCAAACACUCAUAUACCCAAAGAUGGGAAAUCAUAGCUGCCAAAAUGGGUUCUGUAAUGUACCCUAUAUACAAUAUUUAUACAAUAUUUAAAUAACUGUGAUGGGAUGCAAUGUUGGAAAAGUGUUUAUUGUUUUCUUGUCCAGUGUGCAGAGCACUUUCCUAUAUUUUUUUCCUAACAAUUUUGCUGCCAUAGCAACAGUUAUCACUAUUAACAAAUAAGAUCAAAAUGAAGGUGUAUCUGCAAAUGAGUUUUAGAUUUUCAUCAACAAUUUCACUCAAACAGUUUUCUCUCAACUGACAGAACUUUAUUCGUAAGCUUCCAGGAAGGUUUCUGCAAUGUUGUAAAACAUUUAUGGUAACACUGUUCUUAGUUAAACAAACAAUGAUGUUACAGAAACAUCUGUAUUUACUAAAAAUGCCACAGGAACAUUAAUAUUAUGUAAAAAAUAUAUAUAUUUUUUUUAAACAACCACCAACUUGAAACCAAAUGUGCGUCAACUUUCAUAAAUAUAGACCUCUAUUUGAUCAGAGCAGUACAGGACGGAUAAAACCUCAUUAUUCCCUUCAUAUUAAAAUUGUGUAAUUUAUCUCUGCUAUAUCACAGAGUUCAAUCACUGUUUUAUAUUGGAAUAUACAGCACCAGUCAAAAGUUUGGACAAAGGUUUCUUUAUUAUUAUUUUUAUUAAAUAAAACUCACUUCGUGUCUUAAAGUAAUGAUGAAUGUCGUUUCUCUUUACUUAGUUGAGUGGUUCUUGACAUAAUAUGGAUUACUACAGUUGUGGAAUAGGGCUAUUUACUGUAUUUUUAUUAUUUACUAUUUACUGUUUGAUCUCAAACACAUUAAGAAAGCAAGGAAUUGCACUAAUUAACUUUUGACGAGGCACCUGUUAAUUGAAAAGCAUUCCAGGUGACGCCCUCAUGAAGCUGGUUAAGAUAAUGCCAAUAGUGUGCAAACCAUCAUCAACGGAAAUGCUGGCGACUUUGGAGAAUCUAAAAUAUGAAACGUAUUUGUUUUUCAAGAUUUUUUGUUUACCACAUAAUUCGAUAUAUGUUCCAGAUGUUAUUUCUAGCUUUGAUGUCUUCAGAGUUGUUCUACAAUGUAGAAAAUAGUCAAACUACAGAAAAACGUAUGAAUGAGUAGGGGUGUCCAAACUUUUGACUAUUACUGUACAUUAAAAAGUGGUAGACUCUUUAUCUGAUGGAACAAUGUUGUCCUUUCAGUGAUUAACCCUGUUUGGUUGGAUUAUGUGAAUGCUGCGAAUCAUCAAACCCCACAAGCCUAGUCAGGUUGACCAUAGCACGCUAGAAAAUAUUUAACAGUUAUUCCACAAAAUUGAGUCGUACAUGAGCUGAUAGCCAAUGAGGCGUGUAGCACCGAGUUGGCUAUCAGCCAUGUACGACGAGAUUUCAUGGAAUAACUCUUUUAUUCUAUCCACAAUCACUGGAUUUUGAGAAACAGAGCAUUUUUAUUUUUAUUUUUUGCAAAUUAGAUAAAUCAGAACUUUAUGCAAAACGUCCGACAAAAUCAUUUCCGCUUAGAAUGUAAACAGGAGCAAUUUAUGAAACAUGCUAUAAUAAUAAUUCUAGAAAAAUAAAAAAGAUACGUUCUUACCAUCAAAUACUUUUAGUCCAUGUUUUGUUGCUUUUUUUGUAUCUUUUGGGGGUUUCUUCUUCUCCUUUAGUUUUGUUUUUUUCUGUGGUUGGCAAACCAACUUGAAGGUGCGUUACCGCUACCAACUGGACUGGAGUGUGGAACAGGAGAUAUUGGGGGCGAAAACACACAAACAAACAAACAAACAAACAAAAAACUAUUUUAGCUAUUUCUGUUUCUUUUACAUACUCUAACAAUUUUGGGGGUUUUGUUUUCAAGUAGUUUUUAUUUCGUCCUUGGUUGGUUCAGCAAAACGUUCCACCAUUUUGUUUUUCUCUACUCACGGUAUAUGAGCUGAUAACCUAGUAGUAGAAUAGCCACUCAGAGUGUGCAAUUGCUCAUAUCCAGUGAAUGUGGAUAGAAUAAUGAUGGAUAUAUUAGAGUCCGAAUUUGCAUAUAGCCACUUUCUUUGUCAUCAGCACCGCGCGUUGGCCUAGUGGUUAGCAUGUCCACCUCUCGAUCGGGAGAUUGUGAGUUCUACUCACAGUCGGGUCAUAUCAAAGACCAUCAUAAAAAUGGUGACUACUGCCGUCUGGCAAGGCAUGCUGCAAUACCGAUGCGAGUGGGGAGUCAAACUCUCGCUGUUACCAGAGGACUAGCCCCCCCACUGUUACACUAGCUAUGUAAUAGGAGAAAGGCCGAGGGCUACGAAACGGAGAUCGGCGCCACAUGGUGUGGGAAGGACUUUGACUUCUGUUAUCAGUAUUUCAAAUGUCAACUACUGUGACACUGAAAUAGUUUAAUUGCAAUGAUUUACAAAUGAUAUACUAUGCAGCCUGUUGUAUUAUAUUUGUAAUAUAUUAUGAUUAUAAGUUAAACAAGUCUUUAGCUUUAUCCUCUCUGCUCCUACGACAUGCUUGGGGAACUUUGAAUCCCAAACUCUAAAAUAAUGGUGCCCCCUAGUGUAUUAAUCCAACAUCAACUGGAAAAACAGUCAUUCAUACAAAUUAUCAUGUGUCAUUCCUUACUUAUAGGAUCAUAGCAAAAACAAAAAGAUAAAAUCCCAUCUUCAAGAAAUAAUGUAAUUUGUUAUUAAUAAUAUUGAACAGAGUAUUCUAUGGUCAGAACAUUGGCUUUAGAAGAACAGGUUUAUCAGUUUAAAACCUGAUGCUUUAAUACAGAAUUCACUUAUUGUGAUGAGAUCACAGGUGUGUGUAUGUCAAGGCUUUUACCGUGUAUUUUUAUGCAGUUUAACCAAUAGGAUUUUAAAACUGAAACUAUCUGAUUUAAUGAUAUGUUACUCCCAUGUUCCUUUUUUAAAAUUGGUCAUCUUGUUUAAUGGUUCCAUGUUUUACUUCCUUUAAAUACCAUCUCUUUCUCAGUAUGAAGAAUCUUCAACAAUAUUUUGUCGAAUCACUGGAAAUGAGGGUGACAGAACUUUACUGUUUUGAGUAAUACAUGAGUAAAGUUAUGACUGUGCAGGCGUGGAUGUGUCAUGAGUCACUGAUCACUGAUUCCUGACUAUUGAAUAUUGCAAUUAAAUUCAAACUCAAGACACACACACACACACACGACUCUUUAAACUCUUUGGACAAAACAAUCCUUAAGCAAUAAUAAUAAUUUAUUUAGAUUUAUAUACCUAUAUAUUUGAAUGGGAUUUGAUGAUUUUUUUAAAAGAUGUGAUUCUUUAACAAGUGCAACAUUCUUUUUUUUAUUCACAUGGAAUGUAAACUGUAUGUAAAACCUGUAAAAAAGCUGUAUAUAUAGAAAUAUAUAACAUCCAGGAAGUGAUUAAAAAUGAAAUACAUUAUGCGAUAUAUUUUAGUUUAUAGAGAAUUGACAGUUGUACUAUGUAAUUAAUAGACUUAACAUGAUCACAUGAAUUUAUUUCUUUAAAUUGUCUGACUGUAAAUGCAGUGGAAUGUAAAUGAUGAUCCUUGUGUUUUGUAGGUACCCUGAUUAAUCACAAUUGCAACCUAUAAAUGAUGAUUUGUGCAAUAAGGUAAUGGUCAGAUUGUAUAUUGUUUGCAUGGGAUUGACUUUUUUAUUGUCAUUUCAGCUGUACUGUUAAAUUGCUGGAGGAAACUAUACAUAAGGUAAUACAGAACUAGCAGUUACAUACAGUAUAUCACAUAUAAUACACUAUAUUAUAAAUUUCCUUAACUCAAGAAAUGUGAAGAAAAUGGUUGUAUAAUGGUCGUGUAAGCAGGGAACUGCAGUUCUUUACUUAUGAACACUACCUAUGUGACAUAUCAUGUGACAUACCAAUGUGACAUAUCACUACCCUGUGACAUAUCAUGCAAUAAGACCUCAUUAUUACGUUUUAAAGAUGGGUUGAAUGUUUACACGUCUGGUUAAUGAUUGGAAAAUGGAACAUGAGAUCAGAUUUAUAGAAAGACCAAUGUGUACUGUGAAUUCAAUAAAUGAUAU